This is a messenger RNA of Astrephomene gubernaculifera, 2253 nucleotides long. NCBI's taxonomy places the organism in Eukaryota, Viridiplantae, Chlorophyta, Chlorophyceae, Chlamydomonadales, Astrephomenaceae. The record is from the annotation of a GenBank genome assembly.
GAUAAGAUGCGUAGAGCACAGCUUUUAGGGUGUCGACCACAUCAGAAGACAUCAGCGCAUAGCUAAGGCGCUGUCUGGGAAACUUUUUGUAGAGGGGCAAGCCGGACAAUCGGAUAAGUAUGGCAUACAGGGCAGCAUGGAUCUCGGAGCCAGAUGACGACAUCGUCACCCCUCGGCGCAGCCCCACUCGCGCCUACACCCAACGCCGCACCCCCUCCUCCACAGCAACACCGCCGCCCGUAACCACAUCCGCCUCCCGCGGCGCCCCUCCCUGGCGCCCGGCCUGCACACCGGGCAGUCAGCAGCCCUCCCGUCGCCAGCCCUCACCCUCACCCCAGCAAGCCCCCCACUCCCACUCUCGCUCCCAGCAGCCACUGCUGCGUCAAGCCACAGGGCCCUACUCCCAACCCCAACCCCAGUCCCAACCCCAGUCCCGCUAUUCGUCGAGGAAGGCGACUCCUCGCACCCUUGGUGGUGGCAAUGGUGGUGGUGGUGGUGGUAGUGGUAAUAUCAGCUACGGGGGCACCCCGCAGCAGCAGCAACCACAACAGCGGCGACCCCAGAACGAUGCCUACCGUUAUGAGGAAAGUGAAGACGAGGAGGAGGAGCAGCAGGAGCAGCAGAAGGGUGGUGACAGCAGCGAAGAACGGGAGCAAGAGGAGGAGGAGGCGAUGACGGCGGUGCGGAGGGGGAGGAGGCGGCGGGAGGUGGCUCGGGUUAUGGAUUCGGCCACCUCCUCCCCUGCACAGCACAAGCUGCGCACGUUGCGGUCGCUGCAGGAGUCCGUGGAGGCCUUCCUGCUCAGCCUUCCGCUGGGCUCCGACCCCGCCUCGGCGGAGGUGGAGGCGCGGGUGGCGGAGCGGCUGUACGAGGCGGAGGCGGGCAGGGCGGAGAUGCGGGAGAAGCUGGCGAUGUGGUCGGAGGUGGCGAUGGAGCUGUACGGCAUGGUUUCGGAGCGCCGUACCACGAUGUCGCAAAGUGGAACGGCAGCGUCAGCAGCAGCGGGCAGCUCGGGCCAGGGGCCACACGCCACAGACACCGCCACUCUCUCUGCCAUCAAGUCAGCCAUCAGCCAGUUCGUUCGCCACCACCACCAUGAACCACAACACAACCGACACGCGCAGCCACAGCACUAUCAGCAGCACCUACAGCAGCAGUCUCCAUCCAAGCAGCUCCGGUGGGACGCGAGUGACCUCGGCGACCCCCACGGACGGGCCAUGGAGGGGGCCGGCGGCGGCCUCAUCCUGACCCGACCCAUCUCGGCGCCGCCGCCGCCACAGCAGCAGGCUGGGUACGGCAACGGUACGACAACGGCGGGAUCCACACCCCGUGAAACCCCCACCGUGCACUACCAGCAGCAGCUCCACCAACGCACCGGGUUUCAGCAGCAGCUGCAGCAGCAGAGCCCUAGCAUGGGAGGAGGUACGAGUGCAGCAGGAGCAGGAGGAGGAGAAAGAGGAGGUGCAGGUGGAGGUGGAGGUAAGGCGGAGCUACGGCUGCUGCAAGGGCUGCAGCAGCAGCAGCGGCCGGGCGUGGAGCAGCGGGAUACGGUGGAGGUGCUGCAGCUGAGGCAGGAGGUGUCGUAUCUUCGCUUGGAGCUGGCACGCAUGAGGCACACCACUGCAGCAGAUGCUGGCAAGCCCGCCGCCUUGAUGGCAGGCCCCGCCGGGGGCAUCAGCGGCGCUGGUGCUACUGGUGCUGGUGCUGGUGCUCCUUCUCUGGGCUUCAUGCCAUACAGCUCGCCUCCUCCACCACAUCAUCAUCAUCAGCAGCUCCUUCUUAGCACCCCGGCUGUAGCCUCCACCUCUGCAGGCGGUGCUGCGGGUGCGAGUGCUGUCGGCGGCAGCGAGCAGGAGCGCGCGCUGGCCGCGGCAGUACUCAUGCAGGCAGCUCUGCUGCCCAAGCCCCCGCAGCCGGGCGCUCCCCCCUCUGUCGACGCAGCCGCAGCUUCCCUGGCGGCGCUGCGGGCGGAGCUGGAGGUGGCGAGGGUGGCGGUGGCGGAGCGGGGAGCGCAGGCUGCCGCCGCCGCGGAGGAGUCUGCGCGGCUGCGACGGGCGCUGCUGGAUGCGGAAAUCGAGUUGCAGCAGGCGGCGGUGAUGGGCGAGGCGGCGCGCAAGCAGCUGGCGCAGGCUGAGGAGGAGGUUGCGGCGCUGCGGGCCAGCAGCGGGCGGCUGGCAGCGGAGUUGCAGGUGGAGCGGAGCAGGACGGCGGCGGCGGGGGCGGCGGCGGCGGCCAGCAGCAAGGCGGAGGAGG